This is a messenger RNA of Anisakis simplex (herring worm), 1233 nucleotides long. The record is from the annotation of a GenBank genome assembly. Lineage: Eukaryota; Metazoa; Nematoda; Chromadorea; Rhabditida; Anisakidae.
AUGGCUGCCGGGGAGGACGAGGAAGAAGUGGCUCGGGACAAUUCAGCUGCUGAUGAUGGCAUGGAUGACCCGAAACUGCAAACGAUGACACCGAAAGAGUUCAUCGAUACGAUCGCGAAAGAGGGCGAGCAGGUAUCGGAUAUCAGCGAGAUAUCAAAUUCAUAUUCAAUGAGUGCAUUCGCCAAAUGCUUAUGGACAUACUUUCAGCUGAUUAUUAAAUGGCAUAAAAUGAUAAUAAAGAAUCCACCAAAGGUUGACGCAUUCUUAGACCCGGCGAAUACAGCAAAGAAUCGUUUUCCAAACAUUUUAUUGUAUGAUCGAUCAAGAGUGAAGUUGAAAGAUAACCUUGGAGGAGAUUAUUAUCACGCAUCUUUUGUUGAUUCUUACGAUAAAAUCGAUGGUUAUAUUCUGGCACAAGCUCCGUUCGACGAUGACACGGAAUCGGAUUUUUGGAGGAUGAUUUAUCAAGAGAGGCCAAAAUUGAUCGUCAUUCUAUCAACACUGGACGCUCCAGAUGGCCGUAAACUGAUGCGCAGUUUUUGGCCUCGUGCAGUAAGGGAGGAACGACCUUCGGCAAACGGCUAUCUUAUGGUGAGAAACAAUUCAAUUGAUGAGGUAUGCAUUAUGCGUGCCAUCGAUUUGCGUUGGAAACCAUCGCAGUGGCAAGCAUGCAAAAAGGGCAAAAUCUGCUAUUCGUUCGGUAGCCACCAACCGUCAGACCACUUGGCCCUGGAGGAGAAUAGCGAUGCCUACAAUAUCUUGGUUAUGGGACCUUUCCAACGAGGUAAAUCCGGUCAUCGAGCAACGCUUAUACACUACAAAAAAUGGAUCGAAGAUAAAGUUAUCCCUGAUAGUCUACUCGAAUUCAGGGCAACGGUGAAGCUGGAGGCAACAAGAGCAAUGAAAGAUGGUCGUGAGGGUGCCAUUUGUUUGGUGUGUCCAUCCGGUGUGCAUCGAUGUGGCACGUUCGCUGUGCUUGAUAUCAUCCUGGAUCGUUUGGCAAACGAACGAAAGGUUUAUUCAAUUGAUGAUGAUGAUGACAUUUUUGUGCAAAAUUCCUUAUCAGAACAAUUUCAGGUAGGACUUCUUGAAACGGUGACAAUUGUAAGGAAGCAACGUUACGGGUGCUUAACUCAUUUCGCACAUUACAAUCAUAUAGCUGAUUUGGUGACACGCCAAGCGAUUUCAUCCGGAGUGGUUGAUGCGUCAUGUAUCGGAACUAGAAAGAAAUAA